AUGUCGGGGAAAGAAAUAGAUAUGGCUCCAGUGCCUCCAUAUGAAUUGGUCGCUGCACCAAAGAAAGUUGAAAGUCAUCCAGAAGCUUUUGUGUCUGAUAUUAAUGGAGACAGAGGUGAAAAAGCUGGAUACAAUGGUGAAAACCAAAAGGUUGACGGUCCAGCGGCCAACCAGGUAAAUGGCAAUAUGCAUCGUACCCUCAAACAACGACAUAUGGCAAUGAUUGCACUAGGUGGUGCUAUUGGUACUGGUCUAUUCGUUGGUUCAGGUUCAGCUCUCUCCACUGGUGGUCCUGUCGGUCUGUGGUUGGGUUACAUCUUCAUGUCAUCUAUUGUAUAUUCGAUGAUGGUUGCCUUAGGAGAAAUGGCUUCAUUGUUCCCAGUAGCAGGUGCUUUCACCCAUUAUGCGGCUCGUUUUGUCGAUCCUGCUCUCGGUUUCGCAACCGGUAUCAAUUAUUGGUACUCGUACGCUAUCACUAUUCCCGUCGAAAUCGUCGCUGCCGCCAUUGUUAUUUCUUACUGGGAUGAUACCACCAACGCUGCUGUCUAUAUCACCGUUUGUCUCGUCUUGAUUUGGGCAGUCAACUUUUUGGGUGCCAGAGUAUAUGGUGAAACUGAGUUCUGGUUCUCAGCGAUCAAGGUAGUCACAAUCGUGGGCUUGAUCAUACUCGGUGUCAUCUUGAUGUGCGGAGGUGGACCCACUCAUGAUAAGAUCGGUUUCCGAUAUUGGCGAAACCCGGGACCAUUCAAUUCGAUAUCAAUCAACGGAGGAGAUGGAGUUAUUGGCGGAAGAUGGGGACAAUUCUUGGCCUUCUGGAACGUUUUCAUUCAAGCUGCCUUCUCUUUCCUCGGUACCGAAAUCAUCGCUACUACCCUUGGUGAAGCUGAGAACCCUCGAAAGACCGUCCCAAAAGCUAUCAAGCGUGUCUUCUUCCGAUUGGUCUUCUUCUACAUUGCCGGUAUCUUCAUCAUUUCAGUCUUAGUACCCUACACUGAACCUAAUCUUCUCAACGGUACCGGAACUGCUGCUUCUUCACCCUUUGUCAUUGCCAUUCAGAACGCACAAAUCAAAGCUCUUCCUUCAAUUGUCAACGCUGUCAUUCUCGUUGCCGCCUGGUCAGCUGGUAAUUCAGAUUUAUAUGCCGCUUCUCGUACCUUCUACGCUUUAGCCUUGGAAAAUCAAAUGCCAAAGAUCUUCAGAAAAUGCACAAAGAGAGGUCUCCCAAUCUACUGUGUAAUUAUUACUGGAUUAUUCGGUUUACUCGCCUAUCUCAACACUGGUGGAGAUACCGCUAUUACAGCUUUCAAUUGGCUUUAUAAUAUAUCUGCUGUUACUGGUGUCAUCACCUGGUGGGGCAUUCUCCUUUCUUACCUUCGAUUCUACUACGGUCUCAAGAGACAAGGUUUGACCCGAGAUGAUUUCCCUUACCGAGCUCCGCUUCAACCUUAUUUGUCGUGGUAUGGAUUUAUAUUCCUUACCCUUGUCAUGCUUUUCAACGGAUUCCCCGUCUUCCUCAAAGGUAAUUGGAACACUUCAAACUUCUUUGUCGCUUAUGUCUCCCUUCUUCUCUUCUUCGUCUGCUGGGCCGGUUGGAAGGUCGUCAAAAAGACCAAGAUGAUCCCUCUUGAUGAGAUUGACUUCCACACUGGUCGAAGAGAACUCGAUGAGCUUGAAGCUAUCGACAAUGAAACGUUCAAGGUCGAAUCCAAGUACCAGAAAAUCAUGAGUAUCUUAUUCUAA
Messenger RNA from Kwoniella shivajii, 1740 nucleotides. RefSeq lists its product as uncharacterized. Gene Ontology annotation, molecular function: amino acid transmembrane transporter activity. Lineage: Eukaryota; Fungi; Basidiomycota; Tremellomycetes; Tremellales; Cryptococcaceae. Gene Ontology annotation, biological process: amino acid transmembrane transport. Gene Ontology annotation, cellular component: membrane. The record is from RefSeq and is a predicted model, not a curated record. The transcript has 8 exons. Bases 1 to 1740 code for a protein of 579 amino acids.